CAGUGGGAUCAGUGGUGAAAAUGUGUGACGUUCAGUUUGCAAAAUACAGUUUCUGCUGUUGAACUAUUUACUAAAUUAAGAUUUGAGUUUAAAGACACAAAAUUCAAUCAAACCAAAAAGCUCUGCACAUUUUUAGCUCAUCUUGUGAUGUAUUUAAAUUUAAGCACAAACUGUUUACACAGAAAAUGUUUUGGCUCUUUUGGAUUAAAUAUUAUUAGAACAAUAACCAGUGCCCAGAUAGCAACAGCACUGAGACCAUUCUACUUUGUGGUUCAUCCUGAUUUAUUUGGCAGGCAUCCAGAAGAAAGGUCGACAAAUGAGGAAUCGCUGAAACAUCUAAGCGCCCAUUUAGAAGCAUUACAGAACCAAAGAGUAUCAUCGUCGUCGCCACGCAUUUUAUCGUUUUAUUUAAGAGAUUCAAAUCGGAAAGAUAAAUUCAAACUCAUCCGGAUACACAUCGAGCAAACGUCGGACGUAAAAUUUUUUAUAAAGAAAAUCCUGGAAAGCUGCAGCCUGUCCACGGACUAUGUGAAUAAAAUCAAAAGUGCACCGAUUAAGAAAACUACGAAUGUUUUUACUGGUGGUGGGGACACCUUUCACGGAGCGUCACCAUUCGCCGAUGAGUACGAAUAUUAUCAGCGAAUUAAAAAGACCCGACAAGAGAAAACGUUGAAAGGAUGGCUGCAAGCAAACCUAAGUCUAGCGCAUGAGAGAUCUGAUAGUCUGGCAGAUUUGAGGGAAGAUGUUGAAAGAUUGGAGAAAUCGUUAUCACGACGUUUGAAGCUGAAGAGUAUUCAAUACGACUGCGGCUGGAAUGUUGAACAUUAUCGCGGAUGUUUGAAGAGUUUAGAACGUUUAGCCAAUAUGCAUGAAAAGGAGUUGAAGCAACUGGAAGAUCGAAACCUGGUAUUCGCACUAAUAUCAGGCGUUAGUCUGGAAGGCGACGUCAUGUUGUUUACGGGAGAUGUGCAAAGGAAUUGGUUAGACUUUAUCAAAAACAUUUCCAAGCAAGAUGACUACUUGAAACUCAUACCGUCCUAUGAGUCUGCGUUAUCGCAAGUUUUACGCGAAAUUCGAAUUGCUCGUCGAAAGUUUAUGCCUAAAGCUCAAGUAGUUCAUUAUGCUUCGCAACUAACCAAAGUUACAACGUCCAUGUUGGAUUAUUUAACAUUUCACAAAUAUCCCAAAUCCUGGCCAGACACUUUGAAAGACUUUGAAAUUGUGAUUGAAUCUGAAGCCGGACCGUUGAUGGUCAGCCCUACUGGUCAGUUCAUUGCGCCGAGUACGUGUCCCGGUUCGAUACUCGUUGAUUUCCUAUCAACACAUAUGGACGAAGCGACGCAGAAAAUGGAGGAAUAUAAAACGAACAAGUACAUCGAAAGAGAAUUGCAUCAGCAAUGCGUUAGCGAGUUGCAUCUCAAGACAUUGACCAAAGACGAUUCAAUCGACCCGAAUAAAAUGAUCGAAUGCUUGAAGAAUCUAAUCAAAGCACAGGUGGAAUGCAGUAACGUUAUCCUACACAUAACUCACUAUUACUCAGUGCUUGCUGAUGGCACGGUUUGUAUACCGUGGGAUUGGACGUUGGAAUGAACGUUAACUAACCGGAAAUACCGUUAGACAUUUAGAGAGAGAUUUUAUUUUUGUUAAGAAUAUUUACUGAUGUGUUGUCGUGAACACAUCGUCAAUUUAUUUUUAUAUCAAUCGGUUAAACGACGUGCCCAUUUUAGAUGUAGAUUUAUGACGAAUGAAGUUUGUUCUGAUGGGAAUCUCUUUUCACGAUUGGUUAAUUCAGAUCGGAAGCUAACUAACAUUUGAGGUACAUCAUCGCCAUCGUGUAUUGACCAUAGUUUGCCUUAUUGUUCGAUUAAUCAAUAAAUGUAAAUUUUAGACCUGUGCUCCUCUGCUGAGUCCCUCGUAAAACCACUGGUCAACGCCAUUGCCAAAUUGUUACAUUACCCGAUACGAAAAACAUUUUUGUUCUACGACGUGUACCUAUGAGCCCAAAGAACGACCCAAAAAUACUGUAAGCCAUACGCGCCAUUGUUUCGACAGGGCACGAGUUUACUUUUAGGCAAUCAGAGUACCUCGUACAAAGAAAAUUUGUAAUUAUUUGACAUCUCGUUGGGAGCAUCCAUCCCAUCUGACCGUAGAAGUCGACGUACUUGCCAUACAUGUUUAUUAUCCGUGAAGCGUUGAUGUAAUCAAAAGUUUGUUUAGCUCUCAGCCGAGAAGAUAUCCGAUCAUAUUAUUUCACUUGCAAUACAGUUCACAGUGUGAAGUGGUAAAUUGUAAGGAAAUAAAGUAGAUCAACAGAUCAAAACCAAGAAAAAAAUGGUUCUAACCGCCGUGAGUUUGAAAAUUACAUUUAAAAUUUGGGCAUGCGAUUAAUCUGAUUAUCGAUCUUUGUGUGAUGCAUUUAGACAGUGAAUAUAUUUACCUUUUAUUGUGCCAUCGAACACAUCCAGUGUCAAUUACAAACGACAAUAAAACAAUUGUUAAAAACUA
Molecule: messenger RNA, 2505 nt
Organism: Bradysia coprophila
Lineage: Eukaryota; Metazoa; Arthropoda; Insecta; Diptera; Sciaridae
Product: T-cell activation inhibitor, mitochondrial
Cellular component (GO): mitochondrion
Source: RefSeq, a predicted model, not a curated record